CGGACCGACAUUCAUACAUUAUAACACUUCACUCAAUCUAUCUGAUCAAUCACAGAGCAACUUUAAUCAGUCACAGUUCAUCUAGUGCAGAUAACAGUGAGUCAUCUUGGUCAAAAUGGCAACCAAUUCCACAUACUUUGUUGCUCUCUGCUCCUUCGUAGCCACCCGCUACGCGGAAGCCGGGAUCCAACUUGACGAUAUCGAGCGCGAAGAAUUGCCCCUUACCCUCAGCACCUUCCUCAACACCAUCUCCAACGGUCUUGGUGACCCCAUUCCGGAGAAAAGAAAGCGCCGAGGCCGCCAAUGCCAGCCACACAUCAGCGGGCACCGGCAUUCCCGCUCGGGUAUAUCUUCAGGCCUUGUUCCCGAAUACUUCGGCUGCCCGAGAUGCCAUGGCACUGGAACCACCUGCCCAAACGCCAACAUGACCGCCCUCAUCAAUCGUGAAAGCGGGCCUAUUGCCAAGCUAGCCUCAGCAAUCUACGCAGUCGACCAGGUCUUUCACAAAUGGGUAGUCCACGCCUUCCCCCCCGGCUUCUCCUGGGCCUCCUCCCCCUUGGACAACUCCUACUCCCAAGCCGAACUGACCACCUUCUUCAACCUCAUCACCUUGUCCUACAACCUCCACACCCUCCGGACCACCCUCAAGGACCUCAGCACCCACAUGAAAUUCGUCUCCAGAAAAAUCUCCGCCUUCUCCGCCGCCCUCUCCUUCCUCUUGGGAAUCCUAAUCCACAUCUCGGAGAGCCACGGAGUCCAAAUCCCCCCUAACCUCCCCUUCACCUUCAAACCAGUCGACGAAACCCAUUACCGCUGCCCCUUCCCGGGCAUCACCAACCAGUCCAACACCAGACCCCCACAUGACCACUACUUCACCCUCGUCAAGAGUUCCAUCCUCCUCCGCCACGCCGUCACCCAACUUUCCAAAUUCAUCACCACCACGCUCGCCUCCCACAUCCGCCUCGCCGUCAUGUCCGUCGGCGCCUUGUCACAAUCCCCCCCCGGAACUAUCGACCCUUCUCUCCUCUGCCCAGGUAGGCUGGGCCAGUUAGCGGACAAGCUGGGGAACAUGGAGGUCAUCUCCAUGGAGCAGGAACUCAAGCCUUUUCUCCAACGGCUCGAGGACCAUGCCGCGGCUGUCAAGGAGAAGCUGGGUGGGUGGGAUUUGGGGGAUCAGGCGCUGGCAAUGGAUACCAGCACUCUGUCGGGGUCGUAUGUCGAGAUGUUGGCGGGCAAGUUUGGGGAGGUUCAGACGGCGACGUUGGGGAGUGGCGGGUGGAUGAUCCAGGUUGCGGAGGAGGGGGCGAGGGUGGUAGGUGAGGUUGCUGAGGGGUAUAGGCUGUUGAGGCUGAGGGAGUAUUGUUGA
Messenger RNA from Podospora bellae-mahoneyi, 1366 nucleotides. RefSeq lists its product as uncharacterized. The record is from RefSeq and is a predicted model, not a curated record. The coding region runs from base 116 to 1366 and encodes 416 amino acids. Lineage: Eukaryota; Fungi; Ascomycota; Sordariomycetes; Sordariales; Podosporaceae. The transcript has 2 exons.